GCUCAUACUUAGCGCCGUGUCUGUAAGCUUUGGCGCGGAAUGGCUGAUAGUGCGGACUGGGCUGCUGAAGUAGAUAGUCAAGAGCGCGAGCUCUCUAACAGAGUCAAAGGGAUCGGGAUAAGCGAUGCAAAGACUACGUCUACCCCUACAACGUCGGCACCUACGGUAACAUCGGCACCUGCGGUAGCGUCGGUUGAAGACGACGAUUGGAAUGAAUCACCGACCGUCACAGCUGAUGGCGACGAUCAAGAUAAACCACUUGAUGCUGCCGAGGCAUCGUAUUUGACCAAAGUGUUGAGAACGAAACUCGUCGAUUCACAGGUGUUAGGGAUCGAGGUCCAGAGAAGGGAUCCAAACUCGCCACUGUAUAGCGUCAAAUCGUUCGAAGAGCUUCGACUGCAGAAACAACUAUUGGACGGUGUGUAUGCGAUGGGAUUCAAUAAGCCGUCAAAAAUACAAGAAACGGCAUUGCCAGUGUUAAUGGCUCAUCCGAAUUUUAGGCCUUCGAAUAUGAUUGCGCAGUCACAGUCGGGAACCGGGAAGACAGCAGCAUUUGUGCUGGCGGCAUUAAGCAGAGUGAAUCCUGAAAAUAAGUGGCCGCAGGUGUUGAUUUUGGCUCCUACGUAUGAGCUGGCUUGUCAGAUUGGAGAUGUCAUAUCAAAAAUGGCUAAGUUUAUGAUUAGUGUGAAGCUGACGUUUGCGAUCAGAGGAGAAAAGGUGGCUAGAGGAUCAACCAUACAAGAGCACCUCAUCAUUGGCACACCAGGAACUGUGCAAGACUGGAUGUUCAGAAAGAGAGCAUUCGACCCGAAAAAGAUUGAUGUUUUUGUGUUGGAUGAAGCUGAUAUCAUGAUCAACACGCAAGGUUUCCAAGAUCAAUCCAUUAGAGUUAGGAGAGCGUUGAGAGACGAUUGUCAGGUGAUGUUGUUCUCAGCUACUUACAGUGACGAUGUUAUGUCAUUUGCAAGACGAGUUGUUGCCGAGCCUGUCAUCAUCAGGUUGAAAAAAGAGGAAGAAACCGUCGAGAAUAUUAAACAGUACUAUGUUCAGUGUCGCAAUGAAGAUGAUAAGUUCCAAGCUCUGUCGAAUAUCUAUGGAGUGGUAACGAUUGGGCAAGCAAUGGUCUUUUGUCGAACAAAAAAGUCUGCUGCUUGGCUGGCACAGAAAAUGACCUCCGAUGGCCAUGCUGUUGGCCUCCUAACGGGAGACAUCACUGUUGAACAGCGGAUAGCUGUUCUAAAUCGCUUCCGUGAAGGAAAAGAAAAGCUCCUUGUUACGACAAAUGUCUGUGCCAGAGGCAUUGAUGUCGAACAAGUCACUGUAGUAGUGAACUACGAUGUUCCACUCGACACAGAAAUGAAACCAGACUAUGAGACUUACUUGCAUCGUAUUGGCAGGACUGGCCGGUUUGGCAAAUCAGGUCUUGCAAUCAACUUUGUCGAUGGGCGUCGUUCACAUGAGAAUCUGAUGAAGAUAGAGGAACAUUUUGGGAAGAAGAUAUUGAAGUUAUCUACGGACGAUGUCGAGGAGAUGGAGAAAUUAAAUCAGUAGCAAUAAUGACUGCAAGUUUCUAAUGCACUUUGUUACGGUUACUGAUGAUGCUUUUAUGUCCAAGCAAAUGAAGACUAAUAAAAGUCACUAACCGUUUUGAUUGCUAGUUAUCCUACUGGUCUCUUUGCACUGUUAAUUAACAGCAAGUUUAUGGCUGAGUGUUGAUUUUCAUAAUGAAACAGUGCACUACAGGAA
Messenger RNA from Corticium candelabrum, 1746 nucleotides. RefSeq names its product ATP-dependent RNA helicase DDX19A-like. The transcript has 9 exons. Gene Ontology annotation, biological process: poly(A)+ mRNA export from nucleus. The record is from RefSeq and is a predicted model, not a curated record. Gene Ontology annotation, cellular component: cytoplasmic stress granule; nucleus. NCBI's taxonomy places the organism in Eukaryota, Metazoa, Porifera, Homoscleromorpha, Homosclerophorida, Plakinidae. The coding region runs from base 40 to 1551 and encodes 503 amino acids. Gene Ontology annotation, molecular function: RNA binding; ATP binding; RNA helicase activity.